AUGAAGCUUCUCACUUCUGCUCUUCUGCUUGGGUCACUUGCCACCCAGACGAUCUUUGGCUAUCCCGGCGGCCAGUUUGUCAAGAGGGACGUCGACUCCUUCAUUGCCACUGAGACUCCCAUAGCCCUUGCGCAGCUGCUCUGCAAUAUUGGCCCGAAUGGUUGUCAUGCUCAAGGCGUCAGCUCUGGCAUCGUCAUUGCUUCUCCGGACAAGACUGACCCACCGUAUGCUGGCCUCGUCUUCAAGGCUGUAGUAGACAUCUUCACCAACAGCUACGAUGCCAACCUCCAGACCAACAUCCAGAACUACAUUGCUUCUCAAGCUCGCCUCCAGGGAGUCUCGAACCCUUCCGGAGGCUUGGGUGAUGGUGCCGGUCUUGGCGAGCCAAAGUUCGAAGUAAACUUGGCCCCCUUCACGGGUGCUUGGGGACGACCUCAGAGAGAUGGUCCGGCGCUGCGAGCCAUUGCCAUCAUCGGGUACGCGAAAUGGCUCGUAUCAAACGGCUACUCGUCUACUGCCUCAUCCGUCUUGUGGCCGGUGAUCCGCAAUGACUUGGCAUAUGUUGCCCAGUACUGGAACCAGACUGGUUUCGAUCUGUGGGAGGAGGUCCAGGGAAGCUCUUUCUUCACCGUCGCCAGCCAACAUCGCGUCAACGGAAACGGAAGAUCCGGCCGUGAUGCCAACGUCAUCCUCGCCUCCAUUCACAACUUCGACCCGGCCGCAGCCUGCGACGCGGCGACUUUCCAGCCCUGCAGUGACAAAGCCCUUGCCAGCCACAAGGUCGUCGUAGAUUCUUUCCGCUCCAUCUACGCGAUCAACAACGGUAUCGCCCAAUCCGCCGCCGUCGCAGUCGGCAGAUACCCCGAAGACAGCUACUACAACGGAAACCCGUGGUACCUCAACACCCUGGCCGCCGCUGAGCAGCUCUACGACGCCCUCUACGUCUGGAAGCAGCAAGGAUCCAUCACCGUCACCCAGACGUCACUGGCCUUCUUCCGAGACCGUGACGGCUCCGUAGCACCCGGGACGUACGCUUCUGGGUCAUCAACCUACAACUCGCUCAUUAAUACCGUCAGCGCCUACGCGGACGGUUUCAUGAACGUGGUCGCGACCUACGCCCAGUCCAACGGCUCGCUCGCCGAGCAGUUCUCGCGCAGCAACGGCCAGCCCCUUUCGGCGGACGACCUCACCUGGUCUUACGCGGCCUUCCUCACAGCCGCACAGCGCCGCGCCAACGUCAUUCCCAAGGGCUGGGUCGGCUCUGCCACCUCGGUCCCGGGUACGUGCCAGGCCACCUCCAUCGCCGGCUCGUACUCCAGCGCCACGGCGACUUCGUUCCCUGCCAACCAGACGCCUGGUGGAGGGGGCGGAUCACCUACGGGAACUACUACGGGGGCUACGCCGACCGCGACGGGAUGUCCUAUUGCCAGCUCCGUGCUCGUUACUUUCAACGCCCGGGUCGUGACGCAGUUCGGCCAGACGAUCAAAUUAGUGGGUAGCACCGCCGCCCUCGGAAGCUGGAACCCGAGCAAUGCCAUCGCUUUGAGUGCUUCGGGAUACACCUCGGCCAACCCCAUCUGGUCUGUGACCAUCGAGCUGCCGGCUGGUACGACGUUCCAGUACAAGUACAUCAACGUUGCCAGCGGUGGUGCCGUCACUUGGGAGAGUGACCCCAACCGCAGCUACACCGUCCCGUCAACCUGCUCGUCGACGGCUACAAAGUCUGAUACCUGGCAAGGAUAG
Messenger RNA from Colletotrichum fioriniae, 1743 nucleotides. NCBI's taxonomy places the organism in Eukaryota, Fungi, Ascomycota, Sordariomycetes, Glomerellales, Glomerellaceae. The record is from RefSeq and is a predicted model, not a curated record.